UAUCACAGAUCAGGCUUGCCGCGAGUGUACGUUAUUUAAGGUGUUCCAAGUGUUCCCAGUCUACCCUACAUCGGAGGCCACACAGCCCGAACACCCACAUUUGAUAUGCAACAGGCAACAAAAAAUCCUAAAUCUAAUUUGAAGACACGGGAACUAGUGCGCGUUUCAUAUAUAACAUCGCAGCAAUUAUUUUAAAACCAUACCGUAAUUAGACUGCAAAACUAUUUCCCUUGGGAUUUUGACCCAAAUGAAUAUGUAACUAAACACGGUUUGCGAAAAACAAAACGAAAACACAGGAUGGGCUUGCAGGGAGAAUGAUGUCUCAUAUCUGGGAUGGGGUGGGCGGAAUAAACAGAGUGGCCGUGCGGUCUGUACUCUGAAUCGAACGCGAGCCAGUAGUGAACAUACCAAGCUGACUUCCUUCUUUCUAAGGGAUUGUGUGAGAGGCCUCAAUCCCACACUGUGAAGCCACGGGCUAUCGUAAUGUCGGAGCCCAAGGCGCCCACUCCGACACCAGGAGACACUUACAAAGGCUGGCUUUUCAAAUGGACGAAUUACAUCAAGGGUUACCAGCGACGAUGGUUCGUUCUGAGCAAUGGUUUGCUGUCAUAUUACAGGACACAAGCAGAGAUGGGCCACACAUGCCGUGGUACCAUAAACCUGGCCACGGCCAACAUUGUUGUGGAGGACUCCUGCAACUUCAUAAUCUCCAAUGGUGGGGCGCAGACCUACCACCUGAAGGCCAGCUCUGAGGUGGAGCGCCAGCGCUGGAUCACCGCCCUCGAGCUGGCCAAGGCCAAGGCUGUCCGCAAUCAAGCAGAUCAGUCAGAUGAUUCUGGUGAUGAGUGUCCCAUGUCUUCCCCCUCCGCGGGUCAGAGUGGGGCAUCCCGGAACUCUGAGGUGCAGUCCACGUUACGUACACUCGGGAGCAAGGUGGAGGACCUCAGCACCUGCAAUGACCUCAUCGCCAAACAUGGCUCUGCCCUGCAAAGGUCCCUGUCAGAGCUGGAGGGUGUGAAGAUAGGUGGAGACACAGGUGACAAGAUUCGGCAGGUGACCGAGAGGGCCACUCUCUUUCGCAUCACUUCCAAUGCCAUGAUCAAUGCCUGCCGGGACUUCCUGUCUCUGGCUCAGGCCCACAGCAAGCGCUGGCAGAAAGCGCUGCAGGCGGAGAGGGAGCAGCGCGUGCGCCUGGAGGAGACGCUGGAGCAGCUGGCCAAGCAGCACAACCAUCUGGAGAGGGCCUUCAAGGGCGCCACCGUGCUGCCCCCCUCGCAGAGCCACCCCGCCACAGACAGCAAAGGAUCUAGCUCAGGAAAGGGAGAUGCCAGUGACGAGGAGGAUGAGAACGAGUUCUUUGACGCCAUGGAGGACCCGCAGGCGUUCAUCACUGUCCCUGCCGACCCCAAAUACCACAGGAGAUCGGGCAGUAAUGUCAGUGGGAUCAGCAGUGAGAUUGGAAUGGAUGACCAAUCGCUAGAUGAACAGUCGUUAGCGUCAAAUCCGGAGUCUCCUCAGCCGCAGGAGCUAGAGCCUGUGAAGAAGAGGCGGAUACGCAUACCAGACAAGCCCAACUACUCCCUCAACCUGUGGAGCAUCAUGAAGAACUGCAUCGGCAAGGAGCUCUCCAAGAUCCCCAUGCCUGUGAACUUCAACGAGCCCAUCUCCAUGCUGCAGCGGCUGUCUGAGGACCUUGAGUACUCAGAGCUGCUGGAUAAGGGGGCCAAGUGCCAGAGCUCCCUGGAGCAGCUGUGUUACGUGGCGGCCUUCACCGUCUCUUCCUACUCCACCACCGUGCACCGCACCGGCAAGCCCUUCAAUCCUCUGCUGGGGGAGACCUUUGAGCUGGACCGCCGCUAUGAGAGUGGCUACCGCUCGCUCUGUGAACAGGUGAGCCACCACCCCCCAGCAGCAUGCCAUCAUGCCAUCUCAGAGCGAGGCUGGACUCUGAGACAAGAGAUCACCCUCGCCAGCAAGUUCAGGGGCAAAUACCUCUCUAUCAUGCCCCUCGGCUCCAUUCACUGUGUUUUUGAGAAAAGCAACAAUCAUUACACCUGGAAGAAAGUCACUACCACUGUGCACAAUAUCAUCGUUGGCAAACUGUGGAUAGACCAGUCAGGGGAAAUAGAUAUUGUUAAUCACGAGACUGGAGACCGCUGUCACCUUAAGUUUGCACCAUACAGCUACUUCUCUCGAGAUGUGGCCAGAAAGGUGACGGGUGUGGUGACCGAUAAGGAGGGGAAGGCACACUACGUCCUGUCAGGCACGUGGGAUGAAAAGAUGGAGUUCUCCCGUGUCAUGCAGAGCAGCCGGGGAGACGAGAAUGGCACAGAGGGCCGCCAGAAGACUGUCUACCAAACACUCAAGGCCCGCGAGAUCUGGAGAAAGACCCCAUUGCCAGAGGGGGCCGAGAACAUGUACUACUUCUCCACACUGGCGCUGACGUUGAACGAGCUGGAGGAUGGCGUGGCCCCCACGGACAGCCGGCGGAGGCCAGACCAGCGGCUCAUGGAGCAGGGCCAGUGGGAGGAGGCCAACGCUGAGAAGCAGAGGCUGGAGGAGAAGCAGCGCAGCGUGCGCCGCGAGAGGGAGAGGGAGGCCCGCUCUGCCGACGUCGAUGAAGAGGCUGUCAUUGAGGACUCCAUUAAUGACACACCUUUGAAAACCGACGGAGAGGAAAUGACACCUGAACCUAUUGAAACUCCUGAGAAAAUUGAUGCAGAGGAAACCACCUCCUCUGACAUCUCCUCAUCAACUGAGACAUUGCCAGGCCCAUCAUCAUUUCAAAUCGAUGGCAUGGAGGGGCCUUAUGGAUGUCCGGUCAAAACUGUCCACCAAGACAACUACUCGGCUCAGUGGUUCGAUCACUUCGACGACCCGCACACCGGGGAGCAGACGCACCUCUACAAGGGUGGCUACUGGGAGGCCAAAGAUCAGGGCAGCUGGGAGAACUGCCCAGACAUCUUCUGAACACAGCAGACAAAUUGGAAUACCCUGAUGUCCAGCACCUCCGCAGAGGACUACCUGGACUACCGGAGGAUUACUCGGAAAUUUCACUGCAAAACUAUAGAUGCCCCCGACACCAGCCCAACCUGUCUCUCUCACUUGUUCUCUCUUUAGCCCCUUUGGGUGGGACCGUGCGGACACAACCAGGAAACUGUUCAUGCAGCAAGACUGGAGCCUCUUGCUGUGCCUUCAUUACCUUUUAUACGAGGCGGAAGAAAAGAAUAAAUACACAAGUAACACCCCUGACCACUUCAUCGCUCCCCACCCCCCUCUGUUCUCACAUUUUCCUCCAUUCUCUCCCUUUUUCUGCGUUUCUGAUUGGCUUAGAAUGGAGGGGGUGAUGCUCCUGUAGAUGGACCUCUUAGACACUAGAGAUUAUAACACUGUUUUUGCAAAUUGCAUCACUUUAAUGUGCAGUAUGGCGGGGAGUCUGCAGCCCCACCAAACUUCGGACUCAAACUCAACAGCUUGCUCCCUGCUCUACUCUUUCAUGGGUUAGUGGAUUUUCCCUGAGAAAGGAAAAAAAGGGGUGUUGUAUAUGAAGGGAUUUAAGAUGUGUGUGUGUGUGUGUGUGUGUGUGUGUGUGUGUGUGUGUGUGUCUGUCACCAGCCUAUGUUUGCACACACACCUUUUGUUUGGUGCAAGAAAGGGACCUCCACACUUGCUGUCUACCACCAUCACCUUCUCUGGACACCCUCAUUUGGCUUGCCCAGCAUGUACCCAGUAGGGGACAAAUCCACAUGUAAGCAACAUCCAAAAGUUUUAAUUUUCACCCCCUGGUGUGCCUCCAAAGAGACAUACGAGCCCAUUCUUUUUCUACAAGGUCUUUCUUUUCACCCAAACCAAAAGACUAAAUGUCCAUGGUGGUAGACACUCCAGUACAUAUGAGAACUGCCAAGGCCCUGUGGGUGCCAACAAGGGCCUGUGUGUAUGCACAAAGAGAGACAGCCAGACAUACAAACAAAGAUACUGCUCCCUUGUUUUUCUGGGGUUUGUUUUUCACUGUAUGUAUCAUUGCUGAAGUGUCUUUGAUUCUUAAAUGUGUAAGUGUCUGUUGCACUGAACACCUAAUGUAGCUUGUGCAACAUGAAGAAGAAUCAAGAAGAGACAAAGAAAAAAACGAUAGCAGAUGUUUAUCGUCAACUGAAGUCCUAACGGUAGUGCGAGUAGGGGGGCAGGUGGAGUGCUGGAGCUGGAGCAGGAGCUGAGUCCCUCCCUGCCUCAUAGGGACAUGGCAGGGCGAUGUGUUGCCUUGGCAACAUGUCGCAGAGGAUGGUUUCCCUGUGAGGGUGGGUUGGUGUUGUGCUGCAGCCACAGACCUUGAGGGUGGAGAAGUAUUAUCAUCAGUACCAUACCCAGAGGGGUAGGUGUGUAUUUGUGAGAUUUCCGCCGAGUGUUGACAACUGUAAAACAAAUGUGUGUGUGUGGCGCGUAUGUGUGAUGUGUGCAGCAUUAAUUGUAUGUUCUGAGAAGAAGAAAAAAUCACAUAUUUUCAAGUGUACUUAAAGAAAAAAACACAAAGAAACUAAGAACACAAAGCAAAAUAUUGCAAGUGUGUGUGUGUGUGUGUGUGUGUGUGUGUGUGUGUGUAUAUAUAAUAUAAUGAAGUAAUAAUUAUAAUAAUAUUAAAUUUGAUAUGACACUCAUAGUUAUAGCUAUAAUUACAAUAAUGGCAAUUGAUGUGUUUGGAAGGUGAUUCAUUUUGACUUCUGCUGUCAUUCAUGUUUUUUCUCUGAUUGGGCUGAACACUUACUUUCCUUCUGGUGUCUGUAACAGAGGAGCUUCUCAAUCUCAAACUAUUUGGGUUUCUGUGUGGGUUUCCCUCCGCAAAGUCACCUCUCCCUCCAUUUUUUUAUUUAGAUAUGGACAGUCAAUGGUUCUCUGCUGAUUUUUUUCCCCUUUUCCAUUCUGCUGCUUUAUGUAAGAAAAAAUAAUUGAUAUAUUUUGUGAGUUUACAUUUUUCUGUCUCUUUUUGUUUGUUUGUUUGUUUGUUUGUUUGUUUUUAUUUUCUCUGCAUUUUUCAUUGGACUUCUCAUCUUGUCAUUCCAUUCAUUCUCCCUGUUUCUGUUUUACACUGUCUGCUGUCCUUUUUUUUUUUUUCUCCUGUCUCAUUUUGUCAUUUAAUUUGGCCUCUGCAGUAUGUUGGUGCAGAGUGUCCGGAGUGUAACAGUGGCACUAGGUGACGAUGUAAUAAAGUCAGACUGGAGGAAAGGUUCGUAAGACCC
Molecule: messenger RNA, 5231 nt
Organism: Clupea harengus (Atlantic herring)
Lineage: Eukaryota; Metazoa; Chordata; Actinopteri; Clupeiformes; Clupeidae
Gene: osbp
Product: oxysterol binding protein
Cellular component (GO): plasma membrane; cytosol; perinuclear endoplasmic reticulum
Molecular function (GO): sterol binding
Source: RefSeq, a predicted model, not a curated record